Molecule: messenger RNA, 2589 nt
Organism: Spea bombifrons (plains spadefoot toad)
Lineage: Eukaryota; Metazoa; Chordata; Amphibia; Anura; Pelobatidae
Product: E3 ubiquitin-protein ligase DCST1-like
Exons: 1
Coding region: 23-1987 (654 amino acids)
Cellular component (GO): membrane
Source: RefSeq, a predicted model, not a curated record
AGGAGACGAAUUUGAAAGAGAGAUGACCCAGAAGAGUGGAAGCAAACCUAUAAGGAGGAGGAGCAGCCGCCGCUUAUUCAAGCGAAAGCGACCGAAUUCCACUAUCAAACGGUUCCUGACCUUUGCCAUGCCCAUGUUCUGUGUUAGAUUCCUUUUAAGUGACCCGAAUGAAUUUUUCAUGACAAAAUUCUUCCUUGGUGCUGGAGCUGGGGGUAUGAUUGGCACUGGAAUCUACUUUUUGUUGGUACAUCCAAUGAAUCUAUAUCAAGAAAAUAAGAUAAACCUUCUAUAUGGGAUAUCAGGAACCUUUGCCAUCGGAUGGGGUACAUCUUCUCACUUUCGCUGUGCCACAAUCAUGAUGGCACCAAAUAUUUUGGGCAAAGAAGGCCGUGCUUACCUGGUGAUGUAUGUACUGCAGUCUAUUUUUGAUGGACCUGUCAGCAACCUGCAGCAUAACAUGGAGGAUGUUGCAAAAUCCAUUGGGUGCACGGUGGAGCUCCAGAUAAACCACACAAAGUUGUCCUGGAAAGUUAUUAUAAACCCUUUCAGAAAGAUAAUUGAAGACUUGGUAAAAGGGGCAAAAGAACUUAAAAAUGACACCAGCGGCAUAAAAUCUGUUUUUAAGGAGACAGAUUCUGAGGUGCAGAGCUCUGAAGGCUAUGAUAAAAAGCUUGAGGAACAGAAAGAAAAGGAGACAAAAGAGGAAAACAAGACUCUUGACACUCUGCAGAAGUUCAACCUGAAGUCUAUGCUGCGCUGUGAGUUCGUUAUUGAAAAAGGUAUUGAGAAAUGCCGUGAGUGGUUUGCCAAGAAACAUGACGAUUGUAUGAAGGCCAUUCCCCUACCUGUCCUUAACCAUCUCUUGUGCCUUCCUAUGCAAUUCUCAUUUUUGUGCAAUAUCAUGAAUGUUGUAAAUACAUGGUGCAAGAAGAAGAUCCCUAUGGAAGCCAAUUUUGGAACAAUCUAUGAUAAGGUCAAUGCGACUAUGAAUGGAAAGGACGAUGGCUUUGCUAGCAAAAUAGCAAUAGUUAAACAAGAACCAAGCAUGUUUCUUGGCAUGAACAUUUCUAAAAAGGAGAUCACAGAGGAGAUUACAGAGACAUUAGAGCAGAAGAAGUUAGGUAUGAGGAAGGUUGGGUCCUUUGUCCGUGUUGUCAUUUCCUGCACAUUUGUUUUCAUCUUUAUCUCUGCCUACAAGUAUUGCCACCAGUACAACACCAACAUUAGGUUUGAUAACGCCUAUGUAACAACCUACUUCAGGCAGAUUGAUGCUCGCAGGAGGAAACGGAAUAAGAGACACCUUCUACCCCUGAGGAAUGGAGAGCGCAAGAGCUUUGUGUUUCCCUGGAAUCCAGCGGUUCAGGACCUUGAGAUGAAGACAACAAUGAUGGAGUUUUUCCAGUGUGUUCCCAUGCUCACCUUCCUCAUCUUAGCCUUAACUACAGACUGGAUCCUUUAUCACCUAUUCCAGAUUAUCCGGAAACAUUCGCACAUCUCGUAUGUGUUCUCCAGUCACCACAAACUGGAGGUCCUGGUUGGAGGCGAUACUUUUAUUUCCAGGAUGUUAAGGCGUACUAUUGGUAACCUCAACAGCUCUUCUGCCACCAUGCACCUGAGUAAUAACACCAUGUGUCUAUUAAAUCCGAUUCGAAUGUCAGUUGAGGGCUAUCUGUGGUCUUGCCUUCCUGUGGUCGGACUCCUGUCGCUCUGCUUUGUCCAGGUGUAUAUUGGCCGUCUCCGCAGAGUGAUUGCUGCCUUCUUCUUUCCAAAGAAAGAAAAGCGGCGCGUUCUGUUCCUUUAUAACGAACACCUGAAUAAGCGGGCUGCAUACGCAGAAAUAAAAAGGAAACAGAUCAUCCGCAGGGCCAGAGCGAACAGACUUUGGCUGAAAAGCUUUGCUACUACCUUGCACCGUUAUUUGAGCUGGAUGCGCCCGUUCAUUCGCAGACGCUGUAUUGUGUGCAGAAACCAGAGAAUUGGUUUAUGAGAUGGAUUGUGCAGAUAUUUUCAAGUGCCUUAACAAUGUACCUACAUAUCACUAGGCCACAGUCACAUAAAAUAUUUUUAGCUCCAUCUCGAAAACAAGUAUCCCUCUCCUUGUUUAAUUUGUUUACAAAUAGUUAUAGUUUGUGUUGGGAACAUUGGGUAAAUUUAACUAGUCUAUCUACCGAUAUUUGUUUUUUAAUAUUUAUUUUGCUAUGGUCUUGCUGCCUUUGGAGUAUUACUGCAGCGAUUCAGUUUUCUAUGUGCCACUUUUAAAUAUCCCCAUUGCAUACCUCUCGGGAUUAUUUUUUCGAUUUAAUCAGGUAAAAAAAAACUAUGCAAACUUUUUGUUUAAAAUAAAAACAUAUAAUUUACAUUAAGAUGUGCCAUUAACACUUAUCUCUUUAUCACAAUGACAUUUCACGAUUUGCCUUAUUUUACUGACAUAAUUAAAGCUAUAUUUUAACAAGAAACCAAAAAAUACCAAAAAAAGCUUUACUAGUAAAUAUUCAUGAUAUAUAGACAAACGGGGCGCAUAGAUAUGUGGGGAAAAUAAAAAUAAAACGAAUAUAGUGUAAUAAGUUCAAAAAUAAAAACCAAAAUAAG